AGACAAAAAUCACAGCACAGAAAAACUGUACCAUACUCCAUCUCUAGCCCAAGCCCCUAAGCAAAUGCCAUCAACAAUGAAGUUUGGUUUGAAUACACCCAUAAAUGACAAACAAAACAGUACAAAGAAGAAUCACUUUUCUCAUCAUAUUUGGAUAAAGAUAAUUACAUAUAUAAUGUACCAACAUUGAUAUAAUUCCCAAUUCUUCUUUCAAUUGUGAAAACUUACCAUAUUUCACAUUAUAAUGGCCUUCAUAAAAUUACUACUACUUAUUUUAGUUAUUAUAAAUGGCCUAGAGAAUUCAACACAAGUUCUUGUACCUGAUUUUUACAAUGAAUCAUGCCCUUUAUUGGAAGAAAUUGUAAGGUACAUUAUGAAGACUAAAGUGCUGAGGCAACCUCGAGUGGCGGCUCAAUUGUUGAGGCUCCAUUUCCAUGAUUGUUUUGUGCAGGGAUGUGAUGCAUCAGUAUUGUUGGAUAGCAACGGUGUGAUAGUGAGCGAGAAGGGAGCAAAUCCAAACAGAAAUUCACUUAGAGGUUUUGAAGUUAUUGAUGAGAUUAAGGCCGCAGUGGAAGAGGCAUGUCCAUUGACAGUCUCUUGUGCUGAUAUUGUUACUCUUGCUGCUCGCGACUCUGUUGUUUUGAGAGGUGGACCAUCAUGGGAAGUUUCGCUUGGCAGAAGAGACUCCCUUACAGCAAGCUUUGAUGGUGCCAAUAAGUUCAUCCCAACUCCAAAUUUAUCAUUAGAUGCUCUCAUUGCCAAUUUCAAGCAACAAGGUUUAGACACCAAGGACUUGGUUGCAUUAUCAGGAGCCCACACCAUGGGAGUAGCAAGAUGUGUAAGCUUCAGGCAAAGGAUAUACGACACGAGUUUCGCAGAAAACAUCUAUGAAAAAUUCUCAAGCUUCCAGAACUCCCUAAGCUCAAUAUGUCCUAGAUCAGGAAACGAUAAUAAGUUAGCACCACUGGAUUUUAGUACACCAGCAUACUUCGAUAAUCACUACUAUGAGAACCUGGUGGAGUCAAAAGGGUUAUUACACUCAGAUAAUGUGCUGGUACUCGAAGAUCAAGGUGGAAAUAUACAAGAUAGAGUUUGGGCAUAUGCUUCUAGCAGAGAGUUUUUCUUUGAAUCUUUUGUUAACUCUAUUAUUAAGAUGGGCAAUAUUAAUGUAUUAACAGGGCUUCAAGGAGAAAUUAGGAAAAAUUGUAGAUUUGUUAAUUAGUUACCAAGUACUCGUUGAUUUUCACAAGAACAAUGGCAUUUAUAUAAAGCAUUUCUUACAAUUCAACGAACCCACACAACUGAUCAUACUCUUGAACGAUAGAAAAAUACAUCUUGAACAAAAUAUCACCAUAAUACUAUAGCAUCCAAUAGCUUAGUGAAUCACUAUUAGUGAUGGUUGAUCACAACUAAAUGUACAGAAAUCCCAUUGUAUGUGCACCAUCAAGCACACCACCAAGCACCAUAUGGGGGGCCACCAACCCCAUGCACCUCGCGAGCAAUUCACUAUAUGAGACGUUUUAGGUCGAUUUCAAGUGACAUAACUUGCAAAUGUACCUACUC
Molecule: messenger RNA, 1563 nt
Organism: Beta vulgaris subsp. vulgaris (sugar beet)
Lineage: Eukaryota; Viridiplantae; Streptophyta; Magnoliopsida; Caryophyllales; Amaranthaceae
Product: peroxidase 20
Exons: 4
Coding region: 245-1222 (325 amino acids)
Biological process (GO): hydrogen peroxide catabolic process; response to oxidative stress
Molecular function (GO): heme binding; peroxidase activity
Source: RefSeq, a predicted model, not a curated record